This is a messenger RNA of Juglans microcarpa x Juglans regia, 1604 nucleotides long. Its product is annotated as deSI-like protein At4g17486. The record is from RefSeq and is a predicted model, not a curated record. NCBI's taxonomy places the organism in Eukaryota, Viridiplantae, Streptophyta, Magnoliopsida, Fagales, Juglandaceae. Gene Ontology annotation, biological process: protein deubiquitination. Gene Ontology annotation, molecular function: deubiquitinase activity. Bases 213 to 923 code for a protein of 236 amino acids. The transcript is spliced from 5 exons.
CUCUCUCUCCAUUUGCCACUUUUGCUUUAAUUCCUCAAAAGUCCCCAAACCUUUUCUUCCCCUCCCCCCUCUGGCCGGAGAGAGAUCUCUGUUAUCUCUUUCUUUCCCUCUGAGGCCUGAGAAGGAAACAAAAGCCAAUAAUUUUAUUUUUUUUUAUUUGGUAUUUUUGGGGCCUUCUAUUUCUUUUCUUUUCUUUUUUUUAGUUUUGGAAGAUGGGGUCAGAGAGCUCCUCGAACUCGACCUCUGAAUGCGAUGGGAACGACAAGAACUUAGAGACCCAGGUGGUGCUGAACGUGUACGAUCUCACCCCUCUCAACAAUUACAUGUCUUGGUUCGGUUUUGGGAUCUUCCAUUCCGGCAUUGAAGUCCAUGGUAAGGAGUAUGGAUUCGGGGCUCAUGACUUCCCAGCAAGUGGAGUUUUUGAAGUGGAGCCAAGGACUUGCCCAGGUUUUGUUUACCGAUGUUCUGUCCCAUUGGGCCGCAUAACUAUGCUUCCAUCCGAGUUCCGAGUAUUUAUUGAGAAUGUGGCAUCCGAGUACCAUGGGGAUACCUAUCACCUCAUUUCCAAGAAUUGCAACCAUUUUACAGAUGACAUUUCAUGGAGACUGACAGCAAAACACAUCCCAGGUUGGGUGAAUCGGCUUGCCCGACUAGGUGCUUUAUGUAGUUGUCUGCUUCCUGAAAGCCUUCAAGUAUCCACUGUCAAACAGCUGCCUGAGUACCACGACUAUUCAGAAGAAGAUGGUACAGAAUCUCUGUCGACCACCACUGCACGCGAGUCCACAGAGAUUGAUGAUGAUCAAGAGAAGAGUCUGCUGUCCCCAAUGGCUGUAAGCGGUGAUAUGGCCUUUGUUAAGGAGUGUAUUAUGAGCUUGGAACUAAAAGAUGGCUGUCUACUUCAGUUUCGUGAAGCAAUUUGGUGAACAUGAGCGCUGGAAAUUUGUCACCAAAACUGUUGGGUGCAUAUAUAUAUAUAUAUAAGGGGGAUUACCCUCUCCUUCCCUGUUUCAGGCUGGAUUCGAUUCCAGUUCUAUUGUUUGAUGACAAGAGUUCAGAAGGCGGGGCUAGCUGACCUACAAGGAAACUCCCAUGCCAUUUAAACCGCACAGUUUUAAUGCAUGCGACAUAUGUCUUUGGUGUUGGUGUAGACUUCCAUUUACAUGCCAGUCCUGGCUAAUAUAUAAUAAAUCAUGAAACUUUAUUGUCUCUAAUGGUAAGGCUGAGGUUGACAUGAACCUAAAAUACCGACCGAGCUAUAAACGACAUUGGAAUUCUGCACUUCUGAAUGUUACGAAACUUGGAAUACACUGGAUGUAAAGCAAGAGCAACCAAGACACUGGAGGAGGAUUUAUAACUCAUUGCAGAAUAAAAUAGGAAGUUUCUCGCUUCCAGCCAAGCAGGGAACGGAGCAGACACGACAAUGGCUUCCAUUUAAGUCUGACAUUCAUGCUAGGAAAAAAGAAAAAGAAAAACUGACACCCGUAACGUCGGAAGCAGCUUUUUUUUCUUCUCAGAAAUGAAAGUAAUACCACAAUGAAUCUUUAAUCUGUUCCAAACUGGGGUUGGAGUGUCCGCUGUAAAUUUCAAAUUAUUUUAAUUUUGUA